GCCUGGUGGAUGACCGACAACAUGUCCACUGAUGUGUGGGGCCGCUGGUUACAGACGAACGGAGUGUGGAACUUCACCGACCUGCCCACAGGAUCGCACUACCCAGAAGAUUACCUCCAGGCAGUGCAGGCCAGCUCAAUCCUAGCUUGUAUAUUCUCCAUCCUGGGCAUCUUCGUGUUCGUGGCUCAGCUCUUCACCCUGGAGAAAGGAAACAGGUUCACCAUCUCUGGCAUCUUCCAGCUCCUCGCCUGCCUGUGCAUCAUGAUCGCAGCCUCCAUCUACACAGACCGUUUCCACCUGGACGAGAACUUCGGCUGGUACGGUCACUGCUACAUCUUGGCGUGGAUCUCCUUCGCCCUCACGUUCAUCUCCUCCAUCAUUUACUUUGUGCUACGCAAGAAAGUAGCGUAACAUGGACAUUAGCUUUAGCUCCAACCGGCCCGAGAAACCUCUGGCUGGAUCUACUCUCCCCGCUAAAAUCUGUUCCUUAAGUUUGUGUUUGUGUUCUUCAGAUUUGAGCUGCGAGUGUAUUUUCAGCCGCACAUUCAGAAGAGCUGCGGGACCUCCUCCAAUACGAGCUCGUGUUUGAUGGAGUCUGCGGCGUCGAGUGUGCUCAGACUCCAUCCAUCACGCACGUAUUUGAGCUGAUUCUGCUCCCAGUAAAUCCGGUUCAUAACUAAACCAGAUCUGUGCUCUGUUGUUUCUGCACAUUUACAUUUGGAUUUGAGUGUUGGAUAAAAAGGGGCAAGUUUGUUUAUUUUCUUAUUAUUUUAUUGUUAGUUGAUCAUAUUUUUUUUCUUUCAUAUAUCUGCUCCGGUUCUCGUUUAAAAAAAAGAAAAGUGCCACUAACUCACGAGGUCUGAAAACGUGACCUGACCUGUGUGUAAGCUAUGCAACUCUGUAACGUGUAAAUCACUGAUAUAAAGCUGUGGAGUUUUUUGUAAUUAUUUGUGAUUAAAAGAAACAAAAAACAAG
This is a messenger RNA of Labrus bergylta (ballan wrasse), 975 nucleotides long. The record is from RefSeq and is a predicted model, not a curated record. NCBI's taxonomy places the organism in Eukaryota, Metazoa, Chordata, Actinopteri, Labriformes, Labridae.